AUGGCUUUCCUGUUCAAGUCAAAGAAUAAAGACAGGGAAAAGGCUCGUGAGGCCAUUCCGGGCUCGUCUGGCUCUGGAGGUGGUCGCGGCAACACCAGUAAAGAUGAGAAGAACUCUCUCCAGCGUUCCACGCCCACGGGCAGUCUCAACUCCUUAGAUGCCGAAGGCAUGGCGAACAGCCCUGAGUCUUAUCCUCGGCGCGGCCCAAGUGUUGACCAGCAGCCACAGCAACAAUCGGACCUCCCCUAUCGAAAUGGCCCACCCAUCUCCAACCCGAAUGCCUCCCUAUAUCCCUGGUCACAACGCCGAUUAACCUAUACCACCUCCCACCCGAGCCCUUUCCCGCGAUACGGAGCAGCCGUCAAUUCAGUAGCGUCGAAGGAAGGCGAUAUCUACGUCAUGGGCGGUCUCAUAAACGGUGCGACAGUAAAAGGCGACCUAUGGAUGAUCGAAGCUGGAGGUCCUAUGGCCUGCUACCCUCUUGCGACUACCGCUGAGGGCCCCGGUCCUAGAGUUGGUCAUGCUAGCUUGCUAGUCGGAAACGCCUUCAUUGUCUUUGGCGGCGACACUAAGAUCGAUGAAGCCGAUGUUCUAGAUGAAACUCUCUACUUGUUGAAUACCUCAACGAGGCAGUGGUCACGCGUUCUACCUGCUGGUCCCCGGCCGUCUGGGCGCUACGGUCACUCCCUUAACAUCCUUGGAUCUAAAAUCUUCAUCUUCGGUGGCCAAGUCGAAGGGUACUUCAUGAACGAUUUAUGCGCCUUUGAUCUCAACCAGCUACAGACCCCCAAUAACCGAUGGGAAAUGCUCAUCCCCGGCGGUGAUGCCGGCGCGGACAAUGUUCCUCAGGCGCGAACCAAUCAUUCCGUCGUCACAUUCAAUGACAAGCUUUAUCUAUUCGGUGGUACUAAUGGUUAUCAAUGGUUCAACGAUGUCUGGAGCUACGAUGCUCCACUUAACAAGUGGGCCCAACUCGACUGCAUCGGAUAUAUACCAGUACCACGGGAAGGCCACGCCGCGGCUAUUGUCGACGACGUAAUGUACAUCUUUGGCGGGCGAACCGAAGAUGGGACGGACCUCGGAGACUUGGCUGCGUUCAGGAUCACCUCGCGUAGAUGGUACACCUUUCAGAACAUGGGCCCUUCGCCUUCGCCUCGCUCGGGUCACAGCAUGACGGCUGUUUCGAAAUCCGUGGUUGUGGUUGGAGGAGAGCCAAGUUCUCCAGCGGGUACUUCAAGCGAUCUUGCCGUUGUGUAUGUUCUAGACACGACUAAGAUCCGCUAUCCCAGCGAUUCUCAGGCAAACUCAAUGAGAGCUCAGCAAGGAAGGCGGCCAAGUGCGGGCGAACAAGGCGUGGGGAGACAGCAAUCUUCCCGUGACGCGAAUACGGGUCAAGACCCCAAGAGAAUCACCACUGGUGGCCCGAAUGCGACGCCUAACGGCCAGAUGAACGGUUAUCGCAGCCCGCAAGGAUCAACUGACUUGUCUGGCCCGGGUGUCGCUAGCCCUGGUCCGAGGGGUCCAAGGGCGGCAGGGCCAUCGCCACCGAACGGGCCUCCACCACAGCAGCCAACCACGUCCAAACCACCAGUUUCAGCGUCGAACAUUCCUCGACCUCGCGGUCAAUCAACCGAGCGAGAUGCGCCAGUGCAGGUUAACGCGAAUCAGCCACCAUCAGCACGAGAUGGGCCGAAGAACAUCGACAACCCCACCGCAAACGGACGCCGGACGCCGACUCAGCAACAGUCGCAAAAGCCCGCGGCGAGAGUGGACCAAACCAUAGCCGAGACCCCGAAGGCGAAGCCGAAGCAACGAUCACCGGGCUCACUCGAAGGCGAGACUCCAAGCAAGGGAACACCAACACGGCCCGCUUCCCCUCCCCCUCCUACCCGACAAGUGAGCAACCCUCUCAAUAGGAGGUCGUCUGGUCGAAACUCCCAGACGGUGGCUUUACUCAAGGAACUCGAUACAUCAAGGAACCGCAUUGCAUGGUACUCGUCGGAAUUAGAGCUUGCGCGCAAGGCGGGCUAUGUUCCGUCCUCUAAUCUAAGUCCUGUGCUCGACAGCCGUGCCCCCGAGGCCUUUGAUGACGAAGACAAGCCGCUAAUCGAGGCUCUUCUUGCCAUGAGGGCGGAGCUGGCAAACGUGCAAAGCUCUGUAGAUAAGCAAGCGAUCCUUGCUGCGAAGCAAAUCGCGGAAGCCGAAAAGCAACGAGAUGCCGCGAUCCAGGAGGCCGUUUAUGCAAAGGCCAAACUUGCCGCGUUCUCGGGCGGCAGCGCCGCUAGCACCCCCCAAUUGGAUACGGACCGCGAUGGCGACGACCGCACAGCGAGCUUGAACAAGAAACUGGCGUCCGCUCUGGGCUUUCAAAAGGACCUUCAGGCUCAGAUGGAGCACCUGAGGAUGGAGCUGGAGGCGGAAAGACGGGCUAGGCAACUAGCUGAUGAUACCUCUAGCGCUUCCCAGAAGCGGAUGGAAGGCCUCGAGGCAUACAAACAGGAAACAUCGACUGAACUAGAGCGAUUAAAGUCCGAACUUUAUAUCGCGCAACGAGAGGCGAGGGAAAAUGCUGUUUCCGCCGCCGAUACCCUCGCCGCCAUCAAUGUCCUCAAAGUCGAGAAGGGGGAGCUGGAGACAAAGUACAGCGAUGCUGUCGACAGCACGAAGGAGCGAAACCAGACUCUAGAAUCCCUCCGGCUUGCCGUAGCGGCGUCUGCCGAGACAACUUCUCACCUAGAACAGAAGCUAGAGGAGGAGCGUGAGCUUCGGGAGAAGGCCGAGCUCAAGUACAAUAAGCUGAAGACCGAGCAUGAAGCGCGGACGGCAGAGCUUGUCGCUGCUACCCAACGCCUGCGGGAUGCUGAGGAACUCGCAGAGAAGAAUGCACAGGAGGCACGGACUCACCGGCAAGCUGUGAUGGCUGGUCUUGACAAGGUUGUGACGACUAACGUCGCCAAAUCAAGCAAGACCACCUCCGAAGGUCUAGCCGCACUCCAGGAGCAGGUUAGCAAGGCCAACGCGCUCGCCAAGAAGUACCAACAGGAGCUUGAUACUGCCGCAGAGAAGCUGCGUGCGGCCGAGGAACGUAUUGCGGGAUUAGAGGCAUACCAAGAGCAAUCCAGCAGGGACGGUGUCUCCAUUAGGAGACAACUGCAAACGGCGCUCCGGGAUACACAGAGUCUCCAGGCUGCCAACUCUGACCUGAAACGUGAGCUAGCCGCGCAACAGCUCGAGACUAACGCGAUGACGGUGCAGCACAACACCCUCAAGGAUAUUCUUGCCGAGAGGGGAAUUAGCCCAACCAGUGCGUCCAGGAACCGGAGCUUGGGCAGCCCACGCGCUAGCUCCCCUGAGCAGGUACGCAUCCGUGAACUUGAGAAGCAGCUAGCGGCCGCUACAUCAUCUCACGAAGAGGCAAGGCAAUCCAUGAUCACAGCGCUGCAGGCAUCGGAAGCGCAGUACCGCGAUAAGUUGGCGCAGCUCGAACAAGACUACAACUCAGCAAUCGCGUACCUAAAGACUACGGAGAAGAUGCUGAAGAAGUUGAAGGAAGAGCACUCGGCCUACAAGGCCGAGAACAAGCGCCUAAGAACCGAGCUCGAUGAAUUUGAGGAUCGCGCCGCAGCCGCCGCUGCUCAAGGCGCGACCGAAGCUCCUGCCGACUGGGAAGCCGAAAAGAACAGCUUACGGCACCAAAUCGAAACCCUUCAAGAGGAGGUCCGCUCUUCGUCAAGCGUGCUUGAAGCGCGCGUCGCUACUAUCGGCGCUGAUUUGGAGUCCGCGAAGAAGGACCGAGACGUAGCAUCCAAGUCUGCGGAGGAGGCAGCGUCCAAAGUCACGGCCAUUAAGAAGGACCUAGAGCAACUACAGCAAGAGAAUGCCCUCCUCGAACAGCGAGCUCAGGAUGCUGAACGUAAGGUAGCGCUCCUGCUCGACCAAGUCGAAUCUUCGGUUGAUAGCUACCGCCGGCAGAGCCGACAGGUGAUCGGCGGCAUUGGCGGCGGCACCACAAAUGGCCUUGGCCUUAGUAACGUCCCGCACGAACAAAACGAGAGUUCGGGGACCGACAGCGUGUACGGCGCGGGAGGCUUCGAUGCCCGAAAUAGCAUGGCACUGGACAAUCUCGCCAACGAACUGGAGACGCUGCGAUCGCACUGGGAGACGACUAACAAGAACUACCGCCUAAGCAACGCCUUUGACUUUGAGGCUAGCAUUGCACCCGCCGGCGCACGGAGGGACGACGAUAAUGGACUCGGCCUCAGUGAGAGCUUGGCCGAUUGGCGUAAGCGGCUUGACGUGGAUGAGCGUGAGGGCGAGGUCGACAGCCGAACUAAGAAUGCCAGCCGCCCAUAG
Molecule: messenger RNA, 4353 nt
Organism: Scedosporium apiospermum
Lineage: Eukaryota; Fungi; Ascomycota; Sordariomycetes; Microascales; Microascaceae
Product: Kelch domain-containing protein
Exons: 4
Coding region: 1-4353 (1450 amino acids)
Biological process (GO): regulation of cell shape
Molecular function (GO): protein binding
Source: RefSeq, a predicted model, not a curated record